AUGUUUAAUGAAAACCUAAAACCCGACCUGACCUCUGAGAGAAACGCCAGGCUUUUCAAAGCCGGUGGAAGCAUUUCUUACGAUAUCGGAUUCACAGGACUUGUACCUUCUUCUGCAACAUCUCUUUUCUCCUUCAAGUUGACUGAUGUGUUCCUUCAUCAUAUCGAGAGCCUCACUCUCUCUUUCUUUCAGUAUUGUACUAAAUAUGAACUUCUCUCAGGGUCUCGUUUAUUAUACACGUUAUGCAUCGACACAUUCAUAGACCCUCCACCUGAUUCUCUCGAUCGUUGGUUCCUAAGCGAUGAGUCCUCCUCAAUCACCGUUGUUAGCCAUGGCUUCCCUGUAAAGCCACCACUGGCAGAAGACUGUCGCACCCUACAGCUACACCGGAGACCUACGACCUCUCAGCUACAGCAUAAUGAAAAAUCAUUCUCGCUGAAAACCGUGGCGGAUGGUCAGGUGCUUUUACACUCGAACUCGGUUAAUUCCCGGGCUUUGAGAAUCCCAUUCCCGUGGUUGGUCUUUAAUGAGAAGAUCAGCAUAAUUAAAAGGCGAUAUAGAUGGGCACUUGAAAAUGUUGGGAGGAUACUUGGAGUUCUUCACGGAACCUUCAUUGGCUGA
Molecule: messenger RNA, 621 nt
Organism: Lactuca saligna
Lineage: Eukaryota; Viridiplantae; Streptophyta; Magnoliopsida; Asterales; Asteraceae
Source: the annotation of a GenBank genome assembly